AUGAAGUUUUCUAACGUCGCUGCAGCAACUGUGCUUGCUUCAACAUCAUCUGCUUGUAUUCUUCCAAUUGUUGAAGGUCUUCUUAACUGUGUUUUCCCAAGACCACCACCACCAACUAUUCCUCCAAGUCCAUGUGGUGGUAAAAAAUGUCCACCUCCAAAACCAUGUACUACCAGAAUUCCUCAAACUCAUACCACAAUUGUGAUUAGUACUUAUACUACUGGUGUUGUCACCUGGGGUGGUAGUGUUACUACUGUUACUUUAACUCCAGGUACUACUGUUGCUACUAUUCCACCAACUACCGUUACAAUUACUCCAGGUACUGAAACUGUCACUCUUCCAACUCCAACUGCCACUGUUCCAAACACUAAACCAGGUACUGACACUGCUACUGUUCCAACUGGUCCAAACACUACUACAGGUACUUCCCCAACUGGCUCAAACACUAAACCAGGUACUGACACUGCUACUGUUCCAACUGGUCCAAACACUACUCCAGGUACUUCCCCAACUGGCCCAAACACUAAACCAGGUACUGAAUCUACCCCAGCCACUGAACCAACCGGUCCAAACACUAAGCCAGGUACUGAAUCUACCCCAGCCACUGAACCAACCGGUCCAAACACUAAGCCAGGUACUGAAUCUACCCCAGCCACUGAACCAACCGGUCCAAACACCAAACCAGGUACUGAAUCUACUCCAGGUACUUCUCCAACUGGCCCAGUCACCACUUCAGUUCCGGAACAAUCUGUUAUUACUAUUACUGGUCCAGGUUUCACCACUGUUUUCACUUUAACUCCAGGUACUAAUGUUAUCACUACACCAACCGGUCCAGCUACUAACCCAUCUGAUUCUGAAUCUAAAACUACACCAACUGGCCCAGCUACUGAACCAACCGGUCCAUCUACUAAACCAACUGGUCCAGGCGGUUCUGUUGUCACUGUUACUGUUACCGAAUCAACUGUUGAAACCAUCACUGGUCCAGGUUUCUCCACCACCGUUACCUUAACUCCAGGUACCAAUGUUAUCACCUCCCCAACUGGUCCAGCUACUGAACCAACCGGUCCAUCUACUAAACCAACUGGUCCAGGCGGCUCUGUUGUCACUGUUACUGUUACCGAAUCAACUGUUGAAACUAUUACUGGUCCAGGUUUCUCCACCACCGUUACCUUAACUCCAGGUACCAAUGUUAUCACCUCCCCAACUGGUCCAGCUACUGAACCAACCGGCCCAUCUACUAAACCAACUGGUCCAGGCGGUUCUGUUGUCACUGUCACUGUUACCAAACCAACUGUUCAAACUAUUACUGGUUCAGGAUACACUACCACUGUUACUUUAACUUCUGGUACUAACGUCAUUACUACACCAACUGGUCCAGCUACUGAACCAACUGGUCCAAACACCAAACCAACUGGUAUUGAAUCUAAGACUUCUCCAACUGGUCCAGUCACCACCCUUACCACUUCAGUUCCAGAACAAUCUGUUAUUACUAUUACUGGUCCAGGAUUCACCACUGUUUUCACUUUAACUCCAGGUACUAAUGUUAUUACAUCACCAACUGGUACUGCUACUAAACCAACUGGUACAGGUUCUGAAGCUACCCCAACUGAUCCAGCCACUAAACCAUCAGGUUCAGCCACUGGUCCAUCUAGUCCAGGCGGCUCUGUUGUUACUGUUACUGUCACCAAACCAACUGUUCAAACUAUUACUGGUUCAGGAUACACUACCACUGUUACUUUAACUUCUGGUACUAAUGUUAUCACCACACCAACUGGUCCAGCUACUAAACCAUCUGAAUCUAAUACUAAGACUUCUCCAACUGGUCCAAACACCAAACCAUCUGGUACUGAAUCCAACACCAAACCUUCUCCAACUGGUCCAGCAGGUACUGUUGUAACAGUCACGGUUACCAAACCAACCAGUGAAACUAUUACUGGUCCAGGAUACACUAGUACUGUUACUUAUUCUGAAGGUACUACUGUUGUUACUGUUCCAACUGGUACUCCUUCUACAGACAAACCAAACACUUCUAGUGCACCAAUUCCAUCUCCAUCUAAAUCUACUGGUACUGGUACUGGUGCUACUACUACUACUACAGAUGAUGGUUUCCCAAGUGGUAGUGGUGGUGUUACAUGGACUCCACAACCAGGUUGGAUUUGUCAAUGUGUUAGAGUAUAA
Candida albicans SC5314 is the source of this 2178-nucleotide messenger RNA. RefSeq lists its product as uncharacterized. Bases 1 to 2178 code for a protein of 725 amino acids. The transcript has a single exon. NCBI's taxonomy places the organism in Eukaryota, Fungi, Ascomycota, Pichiomycetes, Serinales, Debaryomycetaceae. The record is from RefSeq and is a predicted model, not a curated record.